Scylla paramamosain (green mud crab) is the source of this 1733-nucleotide messenger RNA. RefSeq lists its product as uncharacterized. The coding region runs from base 326 to 1240 and encodes 304 amino acids. Lineage: Eukaryota; Metazoa; Arthropoda; Malacostraca; Decapoda; Portunidae. The transcript has 3 exons. The record is from RefSeq and is a predicted model, not a curated record.
ACAGUAUCAGUGCUCAGUCAGUCAGGGCGGACAGAAGGACCUGUUGGGAGUGUGUCUUGUGCUGUCAUCGGGCUGGAGAGGUCGGUCAAGCCAUUCAGACAGACAGACAGAUAGAGGCGAAGUCAUCUGUGUGUCAGUCCUCCAGCCAUUCAGACAGAGACAAGCGAAGUGCCCUGCGUCAGUCUACAGAGGACCAGACACGCCAAGCAACAGUCUGUCAGUUUGAUAACCAUCUCACCAGUCUCCCAGCCAGCCAGCCAGCAAACGCAAGCAAUCAGUGACACAAUCCACAUCAGCCACUCAGCCACCUCUGUGUCGGCCAGCCAUGUGGUUCCUACGGCUCGGGGCAGUGGCGAUAGUGGCGGCGGCGUCGGCGUUGGACAUCCUAGACACGCCAGACUACCAGAAGUGUGCCAACGGACUCUUCAACCAGGUGAAAGAAAAGCUUGACACAGACAUGAACGCCUUGAAUGUCAAGUUAAUGAACGUCAUGAACGUCACGCUCAAAGUUCAGCAGCAAUGUACAACCACACCCAGCCCAGCGGUACCUCAAGGCACUCAGGAAGUCUCCGGCUCAAAUCUCCCGACACUGUUCCAGAAAAUUGAGAUUAUGGAGGAGACACUGAACCAAAUGCAGAGAAAGCUGAGCGCAUUAGCAACGGUAGAGGAUUUAACUCAGAUGGAAAACUCUAUCAAGAAUAAAGUAGAGGAAACCAUGAUGAAUGUCGAGGAUAUGGUGAACGACAGUGCGAAGAAGCAGGAUGUUAUAGAAGUGGUUAAUGAGAGUGUGAAAGUAGUGCUGGGAUCAAUUGAAGAGGCACAGCGGCAGUGUGCAAACGAGGUCACGGGCGCUGCUCUAGUGACCCAAGAAGUGGCGGCGCUGAAGGGAAGCGUGAACGAGAUGGAAGCGAAUUUUGUGGAGAUGACUAAACGCUUAGAGGGGAUGGUGACACAGAUUUUAAACUUCACACAGCUCUCUCUGCCAACCCUGCCACCCUCUACUACCACGCCGCAAGGGCCCGUCUACCCCUGCGAGGACUCUACCUUUCCCGGCAAUCCUGGAUAUGACGUGUGCCAGGCAGUCCUGCGGUUCGACAAGUGCCGCCUGCGGACCGUGGCCUACCACUGUUGCCACACGUGUACCUCUCACAACAAACUGCCAGAGAUGGGGCCGUGGCGCUACGAGAACGCCAGCAGAGUUGUAAACACCCUUGAUGUGUUCAGAUUCUUUAGCCUGUGAUGGAGCGGUGGUAGAGUUAAUGUUCGUGUGUGUGUGUGUAUGCAAGGGUGCAGCGCUUGAUGUAUUUUUGAAUGUUGCUGUGUCUUAACUGCGGUUUCUUUUGGAAGUUAUUGGCAGUUCUACAAGAAUGUUUUCUUUUUUUCCCUGUAUGUAAGAGAGGCACUGGCCAGGGGAAACAAGAUGUACAUAAAAGAAAGGCCCGCUGAAGUGCCAUUCGCUAAAAAGUUUUGCUAAGAUUAGAGGAGUCUUGACUCUUGAGAUCUCCCUCGUCUUGAAAUCUUCUCUCUCUCUCUUGUGAGUGCGAAAGGCUACGUGGUGGCCUUCACUGUAUUCUUCACUGUAUUCUUCACUGGGCUCUGCUGGAAGUUAUUAGGAUUUUUCAAAGAUGUUUUCAUGAAGGCCCUACAAGUCUGCUGCUUUAUUAUCCCUUUGAUAUUCAUGUGUGUGUGUGUGUGUGUGUGUGUGUGUGUGUGUGUGUGUGUGUGUGUGUGUG